Messenger RNA from Limanda limanda (common dab), 860 nucleotides. RefSeq names its product E3 ubiquitin-protein ligase TRIM69-like. The record is from RefSeq and is a predicted model, not a curated record. NCBI's taxonomy places the organism in Eukaryota, Metazoa, Chordata, Actinopteri, Pleuronectiformes, Pleuronectidae. The coding region runs from base 77 to 727 and encodes 216 amino acids. Gene Ontology annotation, molecular function: protein binding. The transcript has a single exon.
CAGAACCACAGAGGACGAGCUGAGAGCUGAAGACGUCUCGUUCCUGCUCAACUACAAGGCUGCAGUGGAACGAGUCAUGCAGCGCCCCCUGCUGGAUGAUCCACAGCUGGCCUCAGGAGCUCUGAUAGACAAGACCAAACAUUUGGGCAACCUGAGCUUCAACAUCUGGAACAAGAUGAAGGACGUGGUCUCCUACAGUCCUGUGGUUCUGGACCCAAACUCUGCUAGUCCAUGGCUCGUCCUGUCUGAAGACCUGACCAGUGUGAGAGCAGGAGAGAAACAGAAGCUUCCUGACAAUCCAGAGAGGUUUGAUCUUUACGCCUCAGUCCUGGGAUCUGAGGGUUUUAACUCAGGGACUCACAGCUGGGACGUCCUGGUUCGAGACAGUACACGCUGGACACUGGGUGUGUCAGCAGAGUCUGUCCAGAGGAAGGGAGACGAUCUGUCUGGAACGUGGAGAAUAAGGUUCUAUGAAGGUAAAUACACAGCAUGGUCACCAUCAGCAUUAUCUGUUCUCUCUGUGCAGAAGAUCCAGAGGAUCAGAGUGAAACUGGACUGGAACAGAAAAAAACUGUCGUUCUCUGAUCCUGAUACUAACAAACACAUUCACACCUUCACACACACUUUCAAUGACAAGAUGUUUCCAUUCUUUAACAUCGGAGAUCGUCGUCACCCAGUGAAGCUGUUACCUGUGAAAGUCUCUGUGACGCUGGAUCAGAGACGUUAGAGACAAAGAUUUUAUUCAUCAUGUUUAUUUCUUCAAUAGAAAUCUGCAAAAUUUAAAUGUUAAACUCGUUAUUCUAAAGCUUUGUUUAUUUCUCCUUUUACUUCUCACUCAUUUUUAUUUCUCCUGUCGACUU